UCAACAACACAAUAGUUUUUCAACAUUUCCUGAUAGUUUCGUGCUCCGAAAAAUUUUUUUUAGUCAUUAUGCCGCGGUACUAUCCCAAACAAGAGAAAAUUGUUGAUUUCGACAACAUUUUGGAGGCGAUCAAGUCGGUGAAAAUACAUCACAACAGCGUUCGACAAUCUGCGACGGCACACAAAAAUCCGAGGACCAACCUGAUGCGUUAUAUUGCAGCAUUUGAUGGUGCGAGCAUCGAGUUACUACUGCCAAUGCCGAUGUAAUGAAGAAUUUGCUGGCUGAAAGCACGACGAUGGGCACAAAAACAAUCCUCAUCAUCGAACAAGAGAAGGCGCUGAUAAGCUACAUUCUCCAGGCCAGCGACAUCAAGUAUGGAAUUAGUUUGAUGGAGCUUCGUAAGCUCGCGUAUGAAUUUGCUCGGAAAGUUGGCGCGUCGUACCCGGAUCCAUGGAACGACAAUCAACAGGCGAGUAAGGAUUGGCAGUAGGCGUUCAUGAAACGCCACAAAAAUUUGUCACUGCGAACACCAGAGCAAGUAAGCCAGAGCCGUGCGAAGCAAUUCAACAAAGAGAAUGUCGAUGCAUUCUUUGCCAACCUUUCAUCCGUUCUCGGUAAGACGCCGUUUGAACCUCACCGAAUAUGGAACAUGGAUGAAACCGGGUGCCCGACCGUGCCAACCAGACUUUGGCUUUGGCCGUCAGCGCUAGUGGCCAGUCUAUACCGCCAUUCUUCCUCUUUCCCCGAGUCAACAGGAAAGAGAUUUUUAUGACUCAUGCGAGUCAUGGCGCUGUUGGUGUUGCGAACGGUUCUGGUUACAUGAACUCUGACGUAUUCCCUCAAUUCAUGCGUCAUUUCAUCAAGCACACCGGUGCUAAUACCGAUUCGCCAACCAUGUUGCUGCUGGACAACCACGGUUCGCAUUUAUCGAUCGAGGCGAUAGAUUUGGCGUUGGAUCAUGGCAUCACGUUGCUGUCUUUUCCGCCGAAAUGCACGCACAAAAUGCAGCCGCUAGAUGUUGCGGUAUUUGCACCAUUUAAAGGCAUGAUGACCGUGAAGCAUGAUGCAUGGAAAAAGUCCAACAUUGGUGUCACUUUCGAUCUGCAUCAUGUGCCGCUCCUUGUCGAUCAGUGCCUCGAUGUUAUGUUAACGCCGAAAACCAUCAAAUUCGGCUUCCGAACAACUGGCAUCUACCCGUUCAACCCGCAAAUUUUCACUGAAGUUGACUUUGUCGCUUCGGAACUGAGCGGCGAAAAUUUGUUCGGCGACGAAGAGAAAGACGCCGACAAUCAACGUCGAGUUCUUGCCUCUGGUGAUGCCAUUGUGACUGCUGCGAAUGAGGAGGUGUCAACGUCGGAGGCAUCGACAAGUGCCCCAGCUUCAACAAGUGGUGCUGCAUCAUCGUCGUUGUCUCUUGUUUCGGCUCCACAGCUCCGUGAUGCAUUGAAAUCGGUUGGCCCGUUGAAAUUGGGCACACCUGCGCCGAAAUCAAAACGUGGCCGCAAGACAAUGGAGUCAACGAUUUUGACAUCGCCUGAGGUUGUCGCAGAUCUGCGUGACAAGGCCGAAAAAAAGCGGCAAAAAUUGACGAAGGCAGCCGAUGAACCAGCAGUCAAGAAGCAAAAAGGCCGUGGCAAAUCGAAGACGCCACGGAAGAGAAGCCCGUCUCCGACCGAAACCGACAUCGAAGAGGACUUCGAUUUUUGCACGAUUUGCAAGAAAAAGAUGCCGAAGCACGAGAAUCGUCAAAACACGGCCCAUUGCAUCGUUUGCGAUCGAGGGGUUCACUUGAAAUGUGCCGGACCGAACCCGAACACUUACACCUGCAUCCACUGCGAGUCGAAAUAAUUUUUUUCACCAAUUCCUAUUUUUCUUAUUAUUUAUAAAUCUCUCUUUCAUUUCCAUUGAUAAAUAAACGUUUUUCAUCGGUAACAAUCAUGUUUUAAUCGAUUUACAGACAUUCCCCACCUUUUUUCAAAAUCGCAAAAUCAGGUUUUUUGCGCCAAUGGCUAUAACUUUUAAAUUUUUGUAGAAUUUUAUCAAACCAAUGUUAUCAAAAGGAAGGUUACGACUCGCACUACAAAUCCAUGCUUUGGAAUUUUCACAAAAAAUAACUUUUAUGUGAGUUUUUAACCAAAAUCAAAACUAUGCUCAGCAUUCCCCACCUUUCCCUACCGGUUUUUCCUCAGCUGAUUCUGGGAUUUAUUGCGCUUCUUUUUGCUCUCUCCUUUAGCAAUUUUAGUGUUAAGUAAGUUACGAAAAUUAUUCCCAAGA
Molecule: messenger RNA, 2274 nt
Organism: Bactrocera neohumeralis
Lineage: Eukaryota; Metazoa; Arthropoda; Insecta; Diptera; Tephritidae
Exons: 3
Coding region: 769-1848 (359 amino acids)
Molecular function (GO): nucleic acid binding
Source: RefSeq, a predicted model, not a curated record